AUGAAAAGAAAGUCAGAGGCCGAACUCUCAACACGACCAGCGAAGCGUCAGCGAAAUGGUACCCAAAUUCACCUGUUCGACUUAAGUGACGAACUCCUGCUGCGCACACUAUCGUUUCUACGCAUCGAAAGUCUGAUACGAUGCGAACGCGUUUGCCAGAAGUUGGGGAAAUUAUCAAGGGAUAAUUUGAUAUGGCGCGAGCGGUACUUCGCCCACUUUGUUAUACAAAGCACAAGACGUCUACCAUACCUGAAACCUGCGACUCUGCGCGAGUACGCCACUCCAAUAUUGCAUCGUUCGUCCCGUUAUACACAAUGGAUUGCGCACUCGCCUCUAGUACAUGCCGGCUCCGACACGAACUGGAAGCAGGUUUUCAAGGUCCAAUACAACUGGCACAGAGGAAGAGCUAGGACCUUUGAAAUGCAGGUAGGCUCCACCCCUACUCCAGUUGUGCUUGCGAAGGUGUAUCGAGGCUGCCUUUUCACGGCAGACCAAGAACAUGGCUUGCGUACCUGGAAGGAUGGCAUUGAGACAUGCAAGCAUGUUCUAAGCAGAAGGAGUGAUCCGUCUGCCCUGGAUAUUGAGUGCGAAGGAGGCCUCACACGUGUCUCUCUCGGCCAUAUUGACGGCUUUGUGGAGAUUUAUACUAUAGACGCAUUGGGAGGAAUUCAUUUGAGCGCUGAUGCUUCAUUUGGCGGAUCACCGAUAACGUCCGUGGCCCUGGCAUGGCCAUACCUGAUGACAAUGGACAAGUCGAAUUCCAUCGCACUGUUCAAGAGUUGCUGCUCGUCAAAUGAUGAUGAUGCACAUUUGGCACCUGCGGCACUGUCGCUUCGACGAACCCCAACAACUCUAAUGGCAGGCAUAGCUUACGCUUUCAACAGGUUCAGGUCUGGAUGGUGUUUGGGAUUGCAGGAAAUACGCAUGGAUCUUGCAGGCUCAGUCUUGAAGAACAGAACGACCUCAAGUGUGACCACACCACUUCGACAAUCUUUCAACGACCAACCGCAGUUCACAUCAAGGUCCGCCUCCACGUCGCCUUUCGGGCUGCAUCCUCAACUUAUGCGCGCUCCAAACAGCUUGUCAUAUUCGGGCUGUUACAUUCUAGCUACACUGCCUGACAACACGCUUAUGGUUUACACCGUCACCUCGACGGCAGAGAAACUGGAGAUCAACGUUGGAAGAAGAUUAUGGGGACACACCUCGGCAGUUUCAGCCGCGGAGGUCACCAGUACAGGCAAAGCUGUCUCGAUAUCUACAAACAGUGAAGAGAUGCGAUACUGGGAAUUGGAAGAAAUACUCAGUUCCUCUUCGCAAGGCAAGACAAGCACUGCUAUCAAAUCGUCUCACAUGCUGAACGACGCUAUCAACAAGAGAGGUAGCGGACUCGGCCUGGCUAUCAAAGAAGUCCAGCGAGAAAUGGAUUUUGUACGGAGAGGCAUAUCCUUUGAUGACGAGCAAGCAGUGGUGGUCGGGCAGCGAGAUCAGGGACAGUUCAUUUCAUGCUUCAAUUUCGCUUAA
Molecule: messenger RNA, 1521 nt
Organism: Lithohypha guttulata
Lineage: Eukaryota; Fungi; Ascomycota; Eurotiomycetes; Chaetothyriales; Trichomeriaceae
Exons: 2
Coding region: 1-1521 (506 amino acids)
Molecular function (GO): protein binding
Source: RefSeq, a predicted model, not a curated record